Molecule: messenger RNA, 1878 nt
Organism: Paecilomyces variotii
Lineage: Eukaryota; Fungi; Ascomycota; Eurotiomycetes; Eurotiales; Thermoascaceae
Product: enolase C-terminal domain-like protein
Exons: 4
Coding region: 338-1693 (451 amino acids)
Biological process (GO): amino acid catabolic process; carbohydrate catabolic process
Molecular function (GO): magnesium ion binding; L-fuconate dehydratase activity
Source: RefSeq, a predicted model, not a curated record
CUAUGCCGUCGGGUGAUGGAAGAAGGGGGUUAUAUAACGGGUCUAACGAGGAGGAGAACUUUUCCAAAGCUCAUAUAUAGGCUGCUGUUUACCCGGGGAGAAUGCUGUUUCUACUUUCCCAUUAUUAUUGCAUGAUUUGGUGUUCCGGUGACGUAUUUAGUCGCGAGCUUGUCUCCGUUAUUUAUUAAUCGCGUCCGAUCUGCUGCUCCAUUGUCAGACGGCUUCUGUGACGAGAAACAGGAUCAAUUGGGCGAUUUGAGUCUGAGUGCAGCUGUCCUCACGGGAGAGGUUGAAUUAGAGAGGUCACAAUUGCAAAAUUCGGCCAAAACAAGACACGAUGGUGAAAAUCACAAGUUUUACCACGCGGGAUGUGAGGUUUCCGACCUCCCUCGACAAGACAGGAUCGGAUGCGAUGAACGCGGCUGGUGAUUAUUCUGCGGCAUACUGUAUCCUGCAUACCGACUCGGAACACGCUGGACACGGAAUGACAUUCACCAUUGGCCGCGGCAACGAGAUCGUCUGCGCUGCGAUUGCUCAGCUUGCUCCCUUAGUGAUCGACAAGGAAUUGGACGACUUAGCAGCUGAUUGGGGCAAGACAUGGAGAUAUCUCGUUUCUGACAGUCAGCUAAGAUGGAUUGGUCCGGAAAAGGGUGUUAUCCAUCUUGCUCUCGGAGCUGUUGUCAACGCUCUCUGGGACUUGUGGGCGAAGACGUUGGGCAAGCCCGUCUGGCGGAUAGUUGCAGAAAUGACUCCAGAAGAGUUUGUUCGCUGCAUUGACUUCCGCUACAUCACCGACGCUUUGACGCCGGAAGAAGCUAUCGCGCUGCUGAAAGAGGUCGAACCCGGUAAGCAGGAGCGCAUCAAGGAGGCUGAACAGAGCAAGGCCGUCCCCGCCUACACCACAAGUGCCGGAUGGUUGGGCUACUCAGAAGAAAAGUUGAAGGCGCUUCUGGAAGAGAGUGUCAAGCUCGGAUACAAGCAUUUCAAGCUGAAGGUCGGUGGAGGCGUCGAAUCAGACAGGAGGAGGUUGAAGAUUGCCAGAGAAGCCAUUGGAUACGAUAAGGGGAACAUCCUCAUGGUGGACGCAAACCAGGUUUGGUCCGUCCCAGAGGCCAUCGAGUACAUGCAACAACUUGCGGAAUUCAAGCCCUGGUUCAUCGAAGAGCCGACCUCCCCCGAUGAUAUCCUCGGUCACGCCGCGAUCAAGAAAGCCCUUGCUAACACACCUUACGGCCCCAUUGGCGUUGCGACGGGAGAGAUGUGCCAGAACCGCGUUAUAUUCAAACAGCUCCUACAAGCUGGUGCUCUAACAGUUCUCCAAGCAGACGCUUGCCGUGUCGGUGGUGUGAACGAAGUUCUUGCGAUCCUCCUUCUCGCGCGUAAAUUUGGCGUUCCGAUUGUCCCUCACUCCGGCGGUGUUGGCUUACCCGAGUACACUCAGCAUUUGAGCACGAUCGAUUACGUUGUCGUAAGUGGCAAGAAGAGCGUGCUCGAAUAUGUCGAUCAUCUGCAUGAGCAUUUCAAGCACCCUGCCAGCGUGAAGGAUGGAUACUAUGUGACACCCAUGGAGCCCGGAUACAGCGUGGAGAUGAAAGCGCAGAGCAUGGAUGAGUUCUCCUUCCCCGGAGAAGAGGGGAAGAGUUGGUGGAAGACAGAAGCUGCGAAGCCGAUUUUGGAAGGUCCUCGUAUUUGAUGGGACAGGACUUGAUUGUAAUUAUUUUUUAUACCCGUGCGAAUAGACAUGACUAUUAGAGAAGAUCCUUGCACUGCGAUAUCGUCAUAAUAACGAACAUAUAUGUUCAUCAUCAAGGUUUGAUUUGUUCCCAGGAAUUUCUUAUAUCUACUUUGAGCACAUCUUUCCAACGCGCAGCAUUAAGC